GAGCGCGCCCCUCGCGCCCUCGCACCAACCCCCAAACCGACUUGUGCCCGUCAACUGCAUCUUCCCAGCCUGGUGUGGGGACACACUGGCCAAGUCCCCGCCGUGUGUGGUGUGCAGAUGACAGCCGCUGGGCUUCCUUCCCCAAGCGGUCGCGGGCGGGCGGGCAGGAGGCAAAGUUUGUCGGAGAAUCGGGGUGACUUUGCUCGGGGACCCGCAUCUGCGCGAAUGCGCGGUGCCGCGGAGCGCGUCUCGCAGCAGCUCCGGGCUGGGGACCGGCUGUCCCUCGCUCCCGGAACCCCUUCAGGGGUGUGUUCUGGAAAAGUGGUGACAUGAGCUAGCGCUGGAGCGGCAGGAGGGAGCAGCUCGCACCCCUGCAGCCCAGGCGGGGAGGGCGCAGACCCCGCGGUGCUGCCCUGCGGCCGCGAUGAGGGAACAGCCCUCGUUUGCCUGGCGCUGAUAAGGCUGUGGCGGUAGUGGAAUGCGAAAGCCAGGACGGAAUGGAAACAGGACCAGAAGACCUCUACAGGAUGCCUGAGGCAAAUUCUCCCAGGCGAACUCCACAGAAUGUUCCCUACCAGGACCUGCCUCACCUGGUCAACGCCGAUGGACAGUACCUCUUUUGUAGGUACUGGAAGCCCAGUGGCACACCCAAGGCCCUCAUCUUUGUGUCCCAUGGCGCUGGGGAGCACUGUGGCCGUUAUGAUGAGCUGGCUCAGAUGUUGAAGGGGCUGGACAUGCUGGUAUUUGCCCAUGACCAUGUUGGCCAUGGGCAGAGCGAGGGCGAGAGGAUGGUGGUCUCGGACUUCCAGGUUUUUGUCAGAGAUGUGCUGCAGCAUGUGGACGCCGUUCAGAAGGACUACCCUGGGGCCCCCGUCUUCCUCCUGGGCCACUCCAUGGGUGGUGCCAUCUCCAUCCUCGCGGCUGCAGAGAGACCGACCCACUUCUCUGGCAUGGUUCUGAUCUCACCUCUGGUUCUUGCCAAUCCAGAAUCUGCAUCAACUUUCAAGGUCCUUGCUGCCAAAGUGCUCAACCUUGUCCUACCAAACAUGUCCUUGGGGCGCAUCGACUCCAGUGUGCUGUCUCGGAACAAGUCAGAGGUCGACCUGUAUGACUCCGACCCACUCAUCUGCCGUGCAGGGGUGAAGGUGUGCUUUGGCAUACAGCUGCUGAACGCCGUCUCCAGGGUGGAACGCGCGAUGCCCAAGCUGACGCUGCCAUUCCUGCUGCUGCAGGGCUCUGCUGACCGGCUGUGUGACAGCAAAGGUGCCUACCUGCUCAUGGAAUCGUCCCGGAGUCAGGACAAGACGCUCAAGAUGUAUGAAGGUGCCUACCACGUUCUCCACAAGGAGCUUCCAGAAGUGACCAACUCUGUCCUCCAUGAAAUAAAUACGUGGGUCUCUCACAGGACAGCAGCAACAGGAGCCGGGUGCCCACCCUGAACAUGCUGGCCAGGCAACCAGCUUGUGGUCUGGGGGAAGCAGGCAGAGUCGGGGCAGUGCCGGCUGGCUUGAAAAACAGAAUCACAAAUUGGUGGGGGGACCCCUAGUGCAAUUUACUCUGAAAAAGAAAAAGAUAAUUUGUCAUAUAUAAGGCUACUGGCCACUGACUCUACUACCCUAGGGGGUAGGCACUUUAUGAAAGAGGGAGUAUAUUUUCCACACAGAGACUGUGUUGGAAUGUCCUUUGACUAAAAAAGCCGUAGCCUCUGCCCACCUCUCCCAGCUCCCGUGGGAUUCAGGGACUCUCUUGCAGUCCCAUGUCCCAGCCUGCAAUAAUCAGAGGUCUCUUUCCUCCUGUCCCAAGCCCUCUCUGACUGGCUGUUCUCUGGCAUGUGAUGAGGUGGCCUGUGUCCCCAGAGCUAGCCCCUUAGUAGGCUCACGUGCCCUUCCAAGGCACUUCCUCAAAAUGGGCAGCCACCCUAUGACCUGGUCAGCGACUUCUCAGAUGAAAGCCAGGCUGUCGGGAGGGAGGGUGGCCCUGAAGCUCUUCUCCUCACACAGGUCUCCCCCUGGUGGGAGUCUGGUUACCCACGGCAUGUUGUAUGUAUUUAGAAAGGUCCCUUCUCUCAGGUCACUAAGUACUCCGUGCUGAAGAGGGUAGCUUUGAAGAUAGGUGUUUAAUAUAUACGAUAUAUGCUAAAGUAAAGACUAUAUAAAGCUUGGACAGCUUUGGAAAAACUGGUACCCCACAUAGGGCCAGUCUGCUGAGGGCCCCAGUCCCCUGACUGAGGACUAGCUGGCUCUCCUUGCAGAGAAAACACAGGGGAUGGAGGACUGUGGCCUGGGCUGUCCCUCUGUCCAGAGCCACUAGGAGUGUUCCCUGCUAGUAGCACCGCUACCUCUGGUGGCCUGGGAGACUCUCAUGAAGCCAUGGUGCUGGCUGCCUGCCCAGGGCAGCAAGAGCACCCAGUGACCACCCGCAGACAAGGGCCACAGCGGUCUGCACCCCAUCGCAGGUCACAGCAGGAUGGCCCACAUGGCCUCAUAGAGGCUGCCCUGGAGCAGUGAAGCCCGAGCCCCCUGACCUCUCAGGUCCCCGCCCAGAGGCCUGCCCCAGGCCUCACUUAGUGCCAGCAAUAACUGGGGCUUACUGCCCUCUUGGAGCACUUUCAUCUUUACAGAGGGGCUUGCUGUUACCUCAGGAGUCUUGUUAGUGCACAGAGGACCCUGGGAAGGGGCGCUGAUGCCAGGGAGAACUGCUUGGCUGCAGGGAGGGGGGAGUGGGACCUCGAUCCUCCAGGAAGCUGCAAUCCAGGGCCCCCGUGGUUUCGGAGGAGGCACCUGUCAACCUAGGCCCUGUCCUUUCUGGAGUUUAUCCUGGGACCCAGGGAGGGCCCUCUGCCCUCUCCAGUGGCCCUGACCAUGCAUAGCAGUCAGAAGCUGGCCACCAAUGCAGGCCAUAAGGUCACCAUCCCCUCAGCAGGCAUGAGCCCUGCAUGCAGGGAAGGCAGGGCUCAGGAGCUGUCCAGUGCCCCCUCUUAGCUUCAGAAAAUAAAAAGUGGGCUAAGAGGAGCAGCCAGCACUCCCGGCUGCUCAGGGAGCCCUGGACAGCAGCAGACCGGCAUGGGGUAUUUCUCUUCUCCAUCAAGAAAAAAAAAAAAAAAAGGACCCCACUCCAGACUACUAUGCCUCGGGCCCAGAUCUGUGACUCUUACAGGAACCACCCAGGGCUGCUCCCAGAAGCACAUGCUGACAAUGCCAUUUUCCAAACCACAUGCCAGCACCCGGGCUGGUGGCUUUCGUGCGUGACUUCAUUUACAGCAAUGCAUGUGUGUCUGGUUAAAGAAUCUCUAACACUAAAGGGGUGGGUACAAUAUCUGAAAUUGGGACUGUCCUGUUAAACCUGAAAGAGGGGACAGGGACAAUGAAUGCAUCAUGUCCUGCAUGACAAAAUCAGGGCCAGCGCAGAGCUGUCUGUAGAGAGCUGGGUCAGCCUUGUUCAGACUCUGCCCUUGGCACUGGAAGCCCGACAAGCAGGCUUCGAAGUCACCCCAUCACCAGGAUGCAGAGGGACUGGGGUGUGGGAGGAAUGCUAAGACACACCAGGCUUGGUCUGAAGAAGGUGGAAGCCAGCAGAGGGCCUUGAGAGCCCUCCCAGGUGACUGAGGGGGUAACCAGACCCAAGCACCUUUAAGAACUUAGCACCUUCUCCAACAAGGAUGGACUUAGCGCCUGAAAAGCUUUUUAGGAAAGAGUGCCACCUGCAGGUAGUGGGGCAUCUCAACCACUCAGCUCCAGUUCCUUGGCAGAUAGGUAGGGGAACAGCCUCCCUCCACCAUGGGCCCCUCAGCUUCCACGUGUCCUGGGGACCACCAUGAGAGCAGUUGGGGUGCUCUAAUACCACAGGGCUCUGCUCGUCUCCCACCCCUAGGCCACCUCACACUCCCCUUUCUCUCCUGAUUGCUAAUGUAACUAUCUAGGGAUCACAGUGGCUCACUGGUUUGUUACCCUCACCGCGCUCCAUCACACUGGCUUAGAACUACUAAAGAAACGGAUGUGCACUACAGCUCACAAUAAUAAACCACGUGCUUUUGGAGAGA
Molecule: messenger RNA, 4039 nt
Organism: Onychomys torridus (southern grasshopper mouse)
Lineage: Eukaryota; Metazoa; Chordata; Mammalia; Rodentia; Cricetidae
Gene: Mgll
Product: monoglyceride lipase
Exons: 8
Coding region: 498-1439 (313 amino acids)
Cellular component (GO): membrane
Molecular function (GO): lipase activity
Source: RefSeq, a predicted model, not a curated record